UCUGUAGUAUUCUGAUGACCCCCUUCAUUGGCAGUCAGUUUUCUUCUCCCGCUUUAUACUCUAUUAGCGACGGCCGACCUCCUUUCCUGUCCCCCUAAAAAGCAAGGGAUUCUCCCAAAAUCCCCUGAACACCCCCCCUCCCUCCCGGCCCGGGCGAGGAAUAAUGAGUGGUUCUUUGGGUGAGAGCUUGGGUUGAAUCGUGUUUCUGUUUCAAGAUUCCAAUUUUAAAAGUUUCUUUGAACAUAUAUACUCUCGUUUUUGUCAGUCCGGCAUAAUUCUCAUCGGCUAGCGAACAUACGAGAAAAACUCUUGAUGAGUUUUGAAGAGAUCCAUGUCCAAGAUUACUAAAUUAUCCCACAAAAAAUAUACAAACAAGUGAAUUUUUUAAUCAAAUCCUCGCGAAAAAUUAUCAUUUAAUAAAUGUAUGCGUUUAUCAUUUAUUACCUUCCUUUUAUUUGUCAGUUAUUCAUUUUCGUUUAUUUCUCCGUGAUACUUGAUCCGUGAUCCCAAAUUCUUGAACACCUGGAUCCUGAUUUUCCAUAAAAAAUACAAAAUGGCGACUCCCGCUGGGAUAACCUGCCCAUUUCAGUUUCUCGUCUUUAAAGCAGAUACUGUAAUUAUUGCUGAUGACUAUCGAAGUUAUAUGAUGAUACACAGUGGGAAAGAGCGAACGAAACCUUUUUAGAACUUUUUGUGCUUUAUUUCCGCCAUUUACAUCAGUUAGCCUCACUGGUGCCCCUUCAGUGAUCAUCCAUGACUGAUCGAUCGAUUUAAUAAUAAGUUGCUAUUAGCAACGUUCCCCUUUUUAUACACAUGAAAAGAUAAUUGAGGCACAGUCGUUCCCUCAUGCUACACUAAGCAAGCGACGACAAUAGCCACUUGUUUCUUACAGCCAACGAUGGGAUGUGGAACAUCAAAAUCGGUCCAAACAGCCGUCGAGACCACAAAUCACAGUCAAAAUGCGAACGAAAACUUUGACUCGAAACCAAAUGUACCCGACGAUAAAGCUCCCAAAACAAGCCUAAUUGAGAGAGGUGAAAAUCAAUUUUCCCUUGGCGACCGAGUGCAUGUUUCUGGAUACACGGGUGCUGUCAGGUUUAUUGGUUAUUUACGCGACCCAAGCGGCGGCGAAUGGAUAGGAAUUGAGUUAGACCAUCCACAUUCACAGGGGAACGAUGGAUUCUUCGAUGGAGUUCAUUAUUUCAAUUGUGAGCCGAGGCAUGGCAUGUUCGCUCGACCGUCAGUGGUGUUUCAACACAAGAAUGCUGAAAGUAUUACUGCAGAAACGAAUACUUCUUUAGAAAUGAUCACUUUUAUUCAAACUAACAUUCGACGGUUUCUUGCAAAAUUUCGACUGGCAAAAUUUCAACAGCGCACGGGAAUCGAAAAGCAGAUCGAUGCACAUGUUUUAGCGACACCAGAUGAACAAACGGAAAGCUUUGAAAAAAUGAGCACCUACCUGACCAGUCCCUGGGAAGGAGACAGGAACAAAGCCUACGCGAUUUUCCGCUGGGUGAGUUUCAAUGUCGCGUAUGAUGUGGAUGGCUUCUUUGGAAGGACCGAGAAAAAGAGUUGCGAUGCCGCUAGCGUUCUACGCCAUAAAACAUCAGUGUGCGCUGGUUAUGCGAAUCUUUUCGAAGCACUUGGUAAAGCCGCCGGUCUACAGGUACAUAUCAUCACGGGUUACGCCAAGGGUUACGGCUUCGAGCCCGGCCAGCAGAUUAAAGAAACAAAUCAUGCGUGGAAUGGAGUUCAAGUCAACGGUGAGUGGUUCAUUUCUGAGCCUACAUGGGGCGCUGGUUACCUGGGAGCUGAUUUGAUGUUCCACCGCAGCCCAGACGUGUCAAUGUUCCUGAUGGACCCCGAAUAUGCUAUAUGUAGUCAUUACCCAUCCGACCAACAAUGGCAGCUCCUUGAUGUACCCAUCAGCAAGGAAGAAUUUGAGAAGCUGGUUGUGCCUUCUGGAAGAAUUCACCAGAUGGGAUUGGAAAUUCUCAGUCACAAGGAAAGCAUGUACAGUAUUGACGAUACAGAUCACAUCGAAAUGAUGUUCUACUCUCCAUCGCUGAAGAUGCUGCGAGGUGAUCUGAAGAACAUCUCAGGGAAAGAAUACGAAGGAAGAAGAUGGACACAGAUUCUACCUUGUGGAGUGAACCAAGUCAAGCUUAAAGCACAGUUCCCCGCUCCUGGAAAGUACAAGUUGAAUUUGUACAUCAGAGACGAGGUGUCCAAUACAAAGUGGCAUGGUGGAAUAGAAUACAACAUCCACGCUAAGAAAGGAGUUGAGAAAAAUCGAGGGGGAUUCCCGCAAUUGGGAAGUGAGUUUUAUGAAGCAGGAUUCAACCUCGAUCAUCCACUCGAGAACAUUGUAUCCGACGACGGAAAGGCUUACAUCUCAUUACAGAACUACAACAUUCAAAUUUCUUGCAUCUUUGGACAGCUUGACCUUGUAGGAGAGGGGAAACGACUCAAAAAAGACUUCGGUGAAUUUUCAUUUUGCCACUCAGAGAAGACAGUGAGUGGUUUCCGAGUCUUGGUGCAUUGCCCACUUCCGGGCGAGUACACCUUGAAAGUGUUUGCCAAGUAUUUUGGUGAGGGAAAGCCAGAUACUUUCGUGUGUACCUAUUACAUAAAUGCACUCGCUGGUGUAAAACCUGUGCCAGGCUUUCCCCGAAUGUCGGACAGCUUUGUAUUGUGGGGCCUGGAGCUCAAGGAGCCCAAGCAGAAUAUUUAUACCCCGGAUGGACGAGCUUGUGUUAAGCUGAAGACACUGGAUGACGUAUCAGUUCGUGGGUAUUUGAUGAAAGACAAACAGCAUCUUGACAACAAUUUGUGCUUCAGUAACACAGCGGAGGGUGUUGGCACAAUUCUUGUUCAUUCUCCUGAAGCCGGCAUUUUUCAGCUGAACGUAUUUGGCAAAAAACCUGAGAGCAAAGACAAUGAAUAUUUAGCAACAUUCAUGAUCAAGUCUGAUCAAGCCCCUAGCUCAAACCCAGGCUUCCCCUACGUGAAGGCCGAGUUUAAGGAGUGGGGACUGGAACUAGUGGAUCAGUUGGAGAACAUUGUUUCACGUGACAGUCAUGUGAAAGUCACAUUUUCUAAUCCUCACGAUAUUUCCAUUACGUCGUGGCUGUUUGACGCAAAUGAUAAGCAGAUUGGCAACUCGUGUCCAGUGGAAACAGCUGACAACAUGACUGUCAUGACAUGUGAGCUGCCAAAAGCUGGAAUGUUUAAAUUGAAUGUUUUUGGGACAAAUCCAUUGAUUGACAGCACAAAACGAGUGUUUCUUUGUACAUACAAAUUGUUACACACGAAAUGAUGUAAUUUCAAGAACGACAGACGACAUAAGUACAUAAGGUUUUCGUAAGCCUUAUAUCUGAUUGAUAUAUUGCUUAAAACUGGAAUUUACUCGCUGUAUCUAUAGGAAAGUCCCUCUGCAGUUGUUAACCUAACACUUUUGUCAGAAUGGUUAAAUUUUUCGUUCAAUACGCAAUAGGCUCUUCGAUGUUUGGACAGCCUGUAGGAAUCGACAUCUUUGCUUGGGAAGGGGAGACGGUUUCUUUUACUUUUGUAUGUACAAAACGUAUGAUAUUUAGUUCUUAUUAACCGGGUGGGAG
This is a messenger RNA of Stylophora pistillata, 3617 nucleotides long. RefSeq names its product kyphoscoliosis peptidase-like. Gene Ontology annotation, cellular component: cytoplasm. Lineage: Eukaryota; Metazoa; Cnidaria; Anthozoa; Scleractinia; Pocilloporidae. The record is from RefSeq and is a predicted model, not a curated record.